AUGAACAUUUACAGUUUCUUGAGUGCGCUAUGUCUUUGCACUCUUUCCAUGUUUGUUUCAUCUGAUAAUCAAGAAGCAAUGCGAGAUCUCGUCACGGAUUUGCCUGGUCAAUCUAGUGUGAGCUUCAAACAUUAUGCCGGUUAUGUCCCAGUUGAUAAAAAGAAUGGCAGGGCUAUGUUUUAUUGGUUUUUCGAGGCUAUGAGACUCCCAAACCAGAAGCCUUUAGUACUGUGGCUUAAUGGAGGCCCUGGAUGUUCUUCCGUGGGAUACGGAGCAAUACAAGAAAUUGGUCCAUUUCUUGUGGAUAACAAAGGAAACAGUCUUAAAUUUAACCCCCACGCAUGGAAUCAUGUGGCCAACAUAUUGUUUCUAGAAUCUCCCGUUGGUGUUGGGUUUUCGUAUUCUAACACAACUACUGACUACAAAAAAAUUGGCGAUGAUUUUACAGCAAGAGACGCAUACGCCUUUAUCCAAAAGUGGUUAGAGAGAUUCCCAGCUUACAGAGAAAACGAUUUCUAUAUAGCAGGAGAGAGCUAUGCAGGAAAGUACAUACCCGAGCUUGCAGAGGUCGUUUAUGACAAGAACAUUGAUAACUCAUCACGUCACAUUAAGCUUAAGGGCAUUUUGCUUGGAAAUCCUGAAACAUCGGAAGCUGAAGAUUGGAAAGGAUAUGUGGAUUACGCAUGGAGUCAUGCCGUGAUAUCAGACGAGACAUAUGGAGUCAUAAGCAGGACUUGCAAUUUCAGUAGUAACACUACUUGGGAUGUUAAAGAAUGCAAAGAAGGCGUAGACGAAAUAAUAAAACAAUAUCACCAAAUUGAUCAGUACAGUCUCUAUACUCCUACAUGCAUUAAAAAUUCUACGCUUAAUUCUUCCGUUGAUUCGACCCGGUUCAAGACUAAUCUAGCCAACUCCAAAAUGAUACCAAGGCUGAUGGGUGGAUACGACCCGUGUUUGGAUGAUUACUCAAGAAUAUUCUUCAACAGGGCAGAUGUUCAGAAAGCUCUUCAUGCAAGUGAUGGUGUUCAUCUUAAGAAUUGGAGUAUUUGCAACGAUGAUAUGUUUGAUAAUUGGGCUGAUUCAAAGCCCUCGGUUUUGCCCAUAUAUAAGAAACUAAUCGCUGGAGGAAUAAGAAUAUGGGUUUACNNNGGAGAUACCGACGGUAGAGUUCCCGUACUUGGGACAAGGUACUGCAUAAAUAAAUUAGAAUUACCCAUCAAGACGACUUGGAGGCCGUGGUAUCACGAGAAACAGGUAAGUGGAUGGUUUCAAGAAUAUGAAGGUCUAACGUUUGCAACGUUCAAAGGAGCAGGACAUGAUGUACCUUCGUUCAAACCCAGCGAAUCCCUUGCGUUUUUCUCGGCCUAUCUAAAUGGAGUUAAUCCUCCUUUAUCGCGAUAG
Molecule: messenger RNA, 1401 nt
Organism: Camelina sativa (false flax)
Lineage: Eukaryota; Viridiplantae; Streptophyta; Magnoliopsida; Brassicales; Brassicaceae
Source: RefSeq, a predicted model, not a curated record